Molecule: messenger RNA, 3877 nt
Organism: Ictalurus furcatus (blue catfish)
Lineage: Eukaryota; Metazoa; Chordata; Actinopteri; Siluriformes; Ictaluridae
Product: zinc finger protein 90
Exons: 2
Coding region: 510-1937 (475 amino acids)
Source: RefSeq, a predicted model, not a curated record
CUGUAAUAAACGAGAACGGGUCCGAAACUCGUUUGUUUCCUGCUAUUCAAAGACCGACAGAGGGGGGAUUAACGCCCAGACCCUGCCUAAACUCUGCCCUGUAGGGUGAUGUGUAGUGUAGGUUGACGUUGGACGGGUGAUGUCCUCAGCACGCACAGAGAGAGAUGAGCACUGUCAAGCCCAGCUCCUCACUAAAGCCCUGUAAUGCGCUUAAUACUACAAAUAAGCAUCACACGGAGUGUGAUCGCUGGAGAUUUGGUUUCGAAGUGUGAUUAAAACACACGCUGUUGGUUUGUGAGUUUCAGCGCAAUUUAUGGCGGGCGGAUUGAAUCCAGGCCAGAAAGAUGUGCUUGCUGAGAGGAAGGUCAGCCUGAUGAUUUUGGAAGAUUACUGAUUCCUCCGCGUGGUGUUUGAAUGCCUGAGGUGUGAAUCGAGUCUGUGAUAUCCAGAGAAACUGCAUUGUCUAACUCGAGAGUUCGACAAGACUGGACCGUUAAAGAACAGGCCUGAUGGAGGAUACAGGAACUGAAUUAACUUCAUCUGAACCAGAUGCUCUUGGCGCGGACUUUAUCACGGUGGAACUCGAUACCCAGCCCAUUGAGUAUGUGGUCAAGUGGGCUGAGGUUGGCUCUAAAUUUACUCUGUCCUGCGUUAAAAGGGAGUCCGACGAGAGCUUCCCGUCUGACCAGCUGGUUAAAACGGAGUCUGACGAGAGGUUCUUUGUCCCGUAUGAGGCUGUGUAUACGGAGUGUGAGGACACGGAAACUGGCCUGAUCGCCUCACAGGAGGAGGAGGUAAGGAGCGUGUCGGAUAUCGACGAGCACACAGUGCUUGUGAGCACCCAGAUUGGGGAGGAGGAAGAGGAUGAUGAUGGUUCAGACAGUGAUUGGGAUAAAGGGGGCUCCCAUUCGAGAAACCGGCCGUACAACUGCCACAUCUGUGGCAAGAGCUACAGCCACUCGUCCAGUCUGGCUCGCCACCUGCACCUACACUCUACAGGUGACCAUUUGGCCAACUCCACCUCACCUCUUUCUAAAGUGAGUGGCAAAUCAGAGGACGGGAAAAAGCUCCUGCAGUGCAACUUAUGUGGUGUACGAUGCAAUGGCAAGCGGCUCCUGGCAAUCCAUAAGAAGUGCCACAAAAUCAAGAGACUGCACACGUGCAAUGCAUGCGGCAAGUCGUUCAACCACAGCUCGAGCCUUUCGCGCCACAGGCUGAUCCAUAAAAAAGGCCUGGACAAAAACCUGAAGCCACUAUACACGACGCCCACACCAGUGCCCAUCAUAACCCAUCAGAACCGCCCGUCUGGCCGUGGGUCAAAGAAGAAGAAGUCGCAGCAAACCGAAAGCAAGUUUGCUGUGGGUGAGAAGCAGUACCAGUGCACACAAUGCGACAUGGUGUUCAGCACAUCCACCAAUCUGUCCAAGCACCAAGUGUCUCAUGUGCGGCAGCUGCUCAACUCCUACGCGCAGGGCAGAGACACACUGGACAAGUCCUCCGACCUGAAGAUCCGCCUAAAGCUCUGCUCGCGUGACAAACCUAACUACUACACGCUGUGCAAGAAGAACAAGCGCCGCAAAGGUGGCAAGAAAAGGCUGCCAUUGCCUGAUGAUGAUGAUGAUGAUGAUGAUGACAGUCAGCCAUAUACAGGCUGUGGUGUUGCCCUCGCCAAGUUUGAGCAACCACACACUGGUGACAGGCGCUACACCUGCAAUGUGUGCAAGAAGACCUUUGUGCGCUUGUCUAACCUGAAGCAGCACCAGCAGACGCACGCCUCUGGCAAGCUCUACGAGUGCCAGCACUGUGGGAAGACGUUCGUUCACUCUUCAAGCUUCUCGCGCCACAAGAAGGUCCAUUCUGGGUUAAAGCAGGCACCUAAACAAUGUAAAAGUGAGAUGAUCGACGAGAGUGCACCUCUGGAGUCUGAGUCCGAGUGAGAGAGCCUCACGUUCCAGGACUGUCCAAGCACAGCUUAUGGAAAAGUCCUUAUUUUUGUUUUUUGAUAUAUAUAUUUUUUUUCUUUCCCCCCUCUCCCUUUUUUCCUUUAUUUUUCCCCAACCUUUUCUUGGUUUAAAGGACAGAUAAUUUGGCAUUGCUCUCAUUGUGAGGUGGGCGUGAUGUCGCUGGCUGUGUGUUGUCAGCAAUAGGCAUCAAUAUAAUAAUAAUAAUAAUAAUAAUAAUAAUAAUAACUUUAUCAUUUGAUUCUUUUUUUUUGGCGGGGUGAUGUUCGAGGAUGUUCUUUGGCAGUGUAAAGUAUAAAAGAUUUGUACAUUUUUGUUGACAUUCCCUUUUUGGUCAAGGUUAGGGACAGUUAAUUUAACGGCAUGAUAAUAGUUUUGCCAGUUCUGUAGUGUUAUUUAUGUCUACCUUUUUUAUUUGUAGUCAUUUAUAACAAAAAAAAAAGACAUUAGCAGUGCAAGUGUUAAAUAUUUUGGAUGCUUGCAUUAAACACACCUGAAAACAAAAUGAAGUACUUAAUAGAAAAGAUCGUAGGGUAAAAAAAAAAAAAAAAAAGGGCAAAGAGUAAUUGGAAUCCAGUGUUGCUGUUAGUUGGCCUAUAGUAAUUUUUGUGGCUAGCAGCUCCCCAAAAGACACUGAAAAGUUGUUAAAGGCUGGGUUUGAGGUUUGAUGUCUAGACAAAAUUCAACAAUUUGACCUUUUUUGACCAGAGAUCCUGUCACCUCUCCUCCCUUUACCUUAGACCAACAAAUAAUCAUCUAUUCUCAUAUUUUCACUUUUCUUUUGGCAACUGGUUUUAUUAAAACACGCAUACACUCAGUGACUCGUAUUUGUUGGUUCAAAUUUAAAUGUUGACUUGAUAUUUGGAAAACUGGUUGUGUUCUGCCCUGCCAAGUAGACAAGCCUUCUUGAAAGAAUUUUUUUCCCCCAUGUUUGAGAAAUCAGAACUGCAGUCAGAUUUUGCUCUGCACAGUGCUCGGGUUCUCUAGUACUGUACUUCCUUCGUCUGAUUGAUUAAAGCGCGAAAGUUCUGAAAGGUUACUUGUCCGUUUGUCAAACUAUGAAAAUUCACAUGGGUUACGCAGAACUGCAGAUCAUGGUGCAGCCGUCAACAGGAUUGCGUUCAAAAAUGGCAACUUCAUAUAAAUUAGUGCGUGUGUGUGCAUGUUGAAUAUAUUGAGAGAAUAUACUCCAAAAUAUAUAUACAUUUUAAAUAUGUGCAUAUGUGUAAAAAUGAAAAAUGCCAUGAAGAAAGUUAUGUGUGAAUGGUUUGUGAAUAAUAACGUUGAAUAAUUUAUGAAAUAACCAGGGGAUUUCAUAUUUCACCACGCAUUGCACUAUUGAUAAACAAAAACAAACCAAGCACUACAUACCUAGGAAUUUGGAUUUAAAUGUUACAGAGAGCAAAAAAUAAAUAAAAAUGGGCCAUGCUAGAUUGAAAGUUUAGAAUAAUGAUGCUUUUUGUCCACCCUGUACUCUUCACACCUGUUUCAAAUAUUUGAUUUAUAAGACAAAAUGAUAGUUCGUAUUCACAUCAUAAAAUUGAUCAUAAGUUCUAUGAUGCUGUCAAUGAUUGAGCACCACCAAAGCUUUUAGGAAGUAUCCGUACACAUGCACUUGAUCGGUUCUCUCUUGGCCGUGCACCUCAGCAGCGUUUUCUGUGUUCUUCACCGUUCACAUCAACUUGACCGUCUGCUUAACCAUUUAUUGUUCAAAUUGAGGUUAAAUAGCAAUGAUUAACCUGUUUUAAAACCAUUACUUGUUUGAACUAUGAAUCUUUCGGAGGUGUUGAGUUCAAGCACAGCUCUGAUGUUGGACUUGGGUUGUUAUGGGGGGAAAAAAACAAAAGAAAAACACAAAUAUGCUUGGUACUCCGAUUGUUCUUCGCUUGUUUGUUUUGAAAUAGUUGUUCUGUUCA